AUGGCGUAUGGAUCUACAUUACAUGUCAGUGGGUUUCCACGAGGUGUCAGAACUAGAGAUCUGGCUCCAGAUUUCGAAAGCAUUGGGAGAGUGGUGAGAAUUGAGAUGCCACCUGCGAGGUCAGAGUUUGCUAGACCAUUUGCUUUUGUAGAAUACGAAACGCCAGAAGAAGCGCAAGAUGCGCUGAAUCAAUUGAAUCAGAGGCCAUUAUCGUUUGAUUCUCAGAUUUCGCUUAGCGUCCAAUUCGCACGCUCAGAAGCACGACCAUCGCGGUAUUCAGAUCCUUCUGACCGUCGUUCAACUCGUGGCGGUCCACUUCGUCAGGAGCACGCACAUUCAAGAGGGGCUGGAGCUUAUGGGUCUGAAUUUGCACCCGAUGACGAUCGUUACGAUCGCAGAAGAUCUAGAGAUUCGUACGAAGACGACGAGUUCCAUGCAAGAGGUAGAUCAUACAACGAGGAUUCAACGCGAUCUCGUGGUACCUAUGGUCCCAGAUCGUACAGAGGUCACCGAGGUCUUGAUUACGCGGCCCCCAAGCGCGAACUGUCGCCCGCCAGAGUGCGUGCUGACGAUGGGCCAGCACCAUAUCAAGACGUGCUGCACAACAACGCGGCGGCUUUAAAAAAGCCCAGGUAUGAAGGGUCGCGCGAAAAACGAGAAGAACAGGAUGAAUACAUUCCUGAGGAGUCGAAAGACGUGGAUAUGACCAGUCAAACUGCUACUGAAGCGCCAAGUACCUUAGUUUCCAGUGAUGUGCCCACGGAAACCGUGGAACAAAAACAGCCCGUAGAAUCCACUUCGGGAGACGUUGGUUUUUCUACAGGCGAAACAGCGCCUAUCCCAGCACCUCCCGCGCCUCCAGUAUCAUCGGAGGCACCAUCUGCUCCACCGGCUCCUACUGAAACCAACCAAAUGAUGCCAUCUCCAGAAGUUUCCGCUGAUGCGGCUGUUGCUGCUGACCUCACCAGCGCAGCUUCGAAGGUAUCUCCAACUGAAAACCAGGCUUCCGUACCUGAGCAUACUGAAGCAAACGAGACCACACCUGCUGUUCAAACAGAAAACUCUCACGAGUCCACCAACGCCUCUGGGGAACUACCAGGAUCUCACUGA
Molecule: messenger RNA, 1110 nt
Organism: Lachancea nothofagi CBS 11611
Lineage: Eukaryota; Fungi; Ascomycota; Saccharomycetes; Saccharomycetales; Saccharomycetaceae
Source: the annotation of a GenBank genome assembly